UGUUGAUAUGCAUUACAAGUUGUAACUGUAAACUUAAUUUCCCAUUAAGAAAACAAAUCCGUAGUCCAUUAUACUAUUGGGUCCAAGCCCAAUUCCUCUCUCCCCUCGCGCGGUCUCUCUCAUCGCCUCCGGCGAGAACCCUAGAUCCGGCUCGACUCCACGGCUGGAAAUCGGUGACCGGAAUCCAUAUUCGACAAACCAGAAUCACGCGGGUUGUCCUCUGUGCUUUCCUGGAAAGAUCGAAUUUUCUGGUCUCGUUUUCUUCGAAGGCCUGGUUGUUUGUUUGGGCAGGUUAAUAUUCUGGAAAAGUAAAGAUGACUUCCCCACACAUACCCAUCGAGAACAACACCGAGCUUGUUGUAGUUCACAACGAAAUGGUGAUGGCUGAUCACGAGAUAUUACCUGAUGCAAUGAUGCUUAACAAUGAGAUAGUCCCGAUGGAGAUGCAAGACAACACUUUGGAAACACCCAAAAUGCCCCCCAAGAAAGUCCGGAAAAAGAAGUCAAUGGUUUGGGAGUUCUUUACCAUUGAAUCUGUUGGCGAUGGAUGCAGAAGGGCGUGCUGCAAACAAUGCAAGCAAUCAUUUGCUUACAGCCAAGGUUGCAAAGUGGCGGGGACCAGCCACCUCAAACGCCACAUCGCCAAAGGCACUUGUGCCGCCGUCCUUCGUAACCAACAACUGCUGAACAACAACAAUAACAACUUGUUGUUUAGUGCACCGGCUAAGAUGAGAGGUUACCGAGGUGGGAAUGCCGCCUCAGGCCUGCCAAAGAAGCGUUACCGCACACCCACCACGCCUUUCAUCGCGUUUGACUUGGACCGCUGUCGCCAAGAGAUCUCCCGGAUGACCAUCAUGCACGACUACCCACUCCACAUGGUUGAGCAUCCGGGGUUCAUUGCCUUCGUUCAGACUCUCCAACCACAGUUUGAUAUGGUCAGCUUCAACGCCGUUCAAGGAGACUGUGUGGCGACUUACCUCAGAGAAAAACAAUCUGUUCAGAGGAUGAUUGAAGGUAUGCCGGGGAGGAUAUGCCUCACCCUGGAUGUGUGGUCUUCCCACCUUAGGGUUGGCUAUGUUUUCAUAACUGGGCAGUUCAUUGAUUCGGAAUGGAAGAUUCACAGGAAAGUUCUUAAUGUUGUCAGGGAACCUUUUCCAGAUUCUGACACGGCAUUCAGCCAUGCCAUUGCUGUCUGCCUCUCAGAUUGGGGUAUAGAGGGUAAAUUGUUUUCUGUCACAGUCAAUCAACCUCUGCUCAAUCAGGCGGUGGAUAACGUCCGGACAUUACUAUCCGUCAAGAACCCGGUCAUUCUCAGCGGUCAACUCUUGGUCGGGAAUUGUCUUGCUCAUACAUUAAGCAGUAUUGCGGUGGACGCGUUGAGUUUUGCUCAAGAUUCCGUGAAGAAAGUGAGAGACAGCGUGAAGUAUGUUAAGACUUCAGAAUCAAAUGAGGAAAAGUUUCUAGAACUAAAGCAGCAUCUUCAGGUUCCCAGUGCGAAGAAUCUGUCACUAGAUGAUCAAACGCGGUGGAACACAACGUUUGAGAUGUUAGCAGCUGCGCUUGAAUUGAAAGAAGUCUUUUCUUGUUUGGACACUUCCGUUCUGGAUUACUCUGGUGGCCCUACGACAGAAGACUGGAAAAGGAUUGAGACGCUGCAUAAUUACCUCAAAAUCCUCUUCGACACUGCCAAUCUCCUGAGUGGGCUCACAACUCCAACGACGAACGCUUUCUUUCAUGAGGCUUGGAAGAUCCAGUUGGAGCUCGCUCGGGCAGCGGUUAGCAAGGACCCAUUUCUCAGCGGGCUAACCAAGCUGAUGCAAGAAAGGUUCAAUAAGUACUGGAAUAGCUGUUGUUUGAUAUUGUCAAUCGCGGUUAUCGUGGACCCACGUUUCAAGAUGAAGCUCGUUGAGUUCAGCUUCUCCAAGAUCUAUGGUGAGGAUGCCACAUCAUACGUGAAGGUCGUUGAUGAUGGGAUCCACGAGCUCUUUCAAGACUAUGUGGAUCCAAAUGGUGGCAGGACUCGAGAUGGUCACGAUAUCUCUAAUAACAAUAAUAAUAAAUCAGGGCUCACCGAAUUUGAUGCCUUCAUAAUGGAGACGACGAGCCAGUUGGCGAAAUCUGAGCUGGACCAGUACUUGGAGGAGUCUUUGUUACCCAGGGUGCACGAGUUUGAUGUGGUCGGGUGGUGGAAACUCAACAGGAUGAAGUAUCCGACACUCUCAAAGAUGGCCCGUGAUAUAUUAACUAUUCCGGUGUCGACAGUGACGGGAGAGUCGGUGUUCAGCACUGUGGGGCCCAAAGAGAUGGACCGUUACCGGUGUUCGUUGCGGCCUGAGACGGUGGAGGCACUCGUGUGUGCCAAGGACUGGCAGCAGAAUGAAUCUGCAAGCAACAGCAUUGCUGUAUCGCCAAUAAAAAUGGAAGUCCCCAUUUAGUCUCUCAAUGUUUCUUUUUCUAUAGUAGUCUUUGUAGGAAGUGGUUUUAGGUGCAUAGUGGCAAGUGAAUUUGUUAAUCUAGAAAUUGAUUUCACCGUAUAAACCUUUUUCUUGUUAUCAUAGAAGUUGUUGAAUACUUCCUCCGGAGAUUUUGUUUGGCAAUUUACACCCCCUCCUAUUGUGCAUUGUUGUC
Cuscuta europaea is the source of this 2628-nucleotide messenger RNA. The record is from the annotation of a GenBank genome assembly. Lineage: Eukaryota; Viridiplantae; Streptophyta; Magnoliopsida; Solanales; Convolvulaceae.